AUGUUAAAUGGUGGGAUGCUAAAGGAGAGAUUUGAGAUUAAUUUGGACGAGCAUUAUGUGAAAGAUAGCUAUGAGGAUAUUCUGAAAAACAGAAGCCGACAAUGGUGCUACAAGUUAAAACAAUUGUUUGAAAGUGCACACUCAGAGGAAGAAGCUCGUAAAAUUGAAGUGCCAGAGUUGACCCCAGAAAAUUGGAAUAGACUUUGUGACAUGUGGAUUGAUCCAAAACAUAAGAAACGAUGCAACAAAAACAAGGUCAAUCGAACUAAGCUUAAAUCUAAUCAUUUCAUGGGAUCAAAAACAUUUGUAGCAGCUCGUGCUGAACUUGGUGAAAAUGAACCUGAAAAAGUAGAGCCUGACAGAAUCAAGUUCUACAAGCAUACUCAUUACAAGAGUAAGAAAGGAUGGUCAUCUUUAGAGGCUGAGACUCACUAUAACAACAUGAAAGAUUUGAAAGAUCUAUAUACUUCGGGAGAGGCUUCCAUGACUACCGAUGAAAUUGUGGAUACCGUACUUGGUACAAAGUUGGGGUACAUAAGAGGACUUGGUUAUGGUCCAAAACCUAAUACUACAAGAGCUACACAAAGGAAAACGGCAGAGUUAGAGGACUCCCUCAGAAAAGCGAAACAGGAAGCUGCUAGUGCCCAAAAUAAUUUACAGAAUCGAUUAAAUGCCACUGAAACUGUGGUAGAAAACCAGCAGACUCAAAUACAAGACCAGCAAUCUCAAAUAGAAGCAUUAAACUCUCAAUUGAAUACUAUUGUGGCACGCCAAGAGGAAAUGUUUAGGAAAAUGCAGUGUUUUGCUCGCUCAUCGCCUUCUAAUAGAGACGGAGCUCCAUGAGAAUGCCAACUUUAGGUAUAAAAGGUGAGAAUUGAAUCAAGACUAAUGCAAGACAAGUAUCACCAUAUUAUUGAUACUUUGGAAGAAAUUUUUACUUUUCUGUCUUGGUUUAGGAGUAAUAUUUCUUCUAUUUCAGUUAGAUUUUCUUGUUAUUGGACAUAUUUUACUUUAGUUCAUGGAGCUUGUUAAAGUACCUUCAGAUAUUUUAGUAGUUUUUAAUUGUAAUGGAUAGAUUUCAUUAUUAUCUAGCAUGUUUUAUUAUUU
Solanum stenotomum is the source of this 1107-nucleotide messenger RNA. RefSeq lists its product as uncharacterized. The record is from RefSeq and is a predicted model, not a curated record. NCBI's taxonomy places the organism in Eukaryota, Viridiplantae, Streptophyta, Magnoliopsida, Solanales, Solanaceae. The transcript is spliced from 7 exons. The coding region runs from base 1 to 843 and encodes 280 amino acids.